This is a messenger RNA of Clarias gariepinus (North African catfish), 1397 nucleotides long. RefSeq names its product gap junction Cx32.2 protein-like. The transcript has 3 exons. The coding region runs from base 170 to 904 and encodes 244 amino acids. Lineage: Eukaryota; Metazoa; Chordata; Actinopteri; Siluriformes; Clariidae. Gene Ontology annotation, cellular component: connexin complex. Gene Ontology annotation, biological process: cell communication. The record is from RefSeq and is a predicted model, not a curated record.
GCCUCGUGCUGCGCAGCGGCAAGUUAGAUUAACUUUUGCCGCCAAAAAGGCUAGAUGUGUUGUCUCUCGCUCUGCUAAUACGAGCACGAGUGAAGGGAGAGACGGUUGUGCUGUGCACAGUUUUACAUGUGCUCUGUGUUUUUGCAGGAAAGUCUGACUGCUUAACAAAAUGCAAGACUGGAGCUUUCUUUUCAUGGUGUUGGACAAGGUGCAGUCCAAUUCCACAGUCAUCGGUAAGAUCUGGAUAAGAGCCCUGUUUAUUUUCAGGAUCCUGAUUGUGGGCACAGCAGCUGCAAUUGUAUGGGAAGAUGAGCAGUCAAGUCUUGUGUGCAAUACACAAGAACCUGGUUGUGAGAAUGUCUGCUAUGACCAGCUAUUCCCCAUCUCUCAUACCCGCUUUUGGAUCGUUCAGGUUAUCUUCGUGUCCAUGCCCACAAUACUGUACCUGUGCCAUGUCAUCCAUGUCGUUCACCAGAAGGACAAAUUGAGAGAAAGAGCAAGACAACAGCAUGACAGCCAAGUGACAAACAUCUCCAACAACCCAGAUGAGGGUCGUGUUGAGUGCAGCCUGUUUAUCAGCUAUCUUACGCAUCUGUUCUUCAAGAUCAUCUUAGAACUUGCUUUCAUCAUCGGACAGUACUACCUAUAUGACUUCUUCGUGGGACAUAUGUUUACUUGUAAUUCAAGACCGUGUCCCCACAGUGUUGAAUGCUUCAUGUCACAUUCAACAGAAAAGAGACUUUUCAAUGGCGUAUUGCUAUUGGUGGCAUGUGUGUCCCUGCUGCUCAAUGUGAUUGAGGCUGUUUGCCUGCCGUGCAGCAGAGCAAGAUGUUGCUCUGGGAGUAAUACAGAAAAUCAAAAAGUUAAUGAAGAACGGGAGAAAAGGCAAAACAAAAUGAUCUAAAAUACAACAUUUUUGUCUUCCGAUUAAUACUUUCAUGAUGUAUACUGUCAAUGUAAUUUUUCAGUUUGUAUCCUAGCUCCUUAUAUAUUCUUAAAUAUAUAAUACAUAAAGGGCAGACAUUUCACUUAUGCAAAAUAUGUAAGUGAGUAUGUAAAUGUAAUAUGAAGUAUACUGAAUACACAUACAUACAUACAUACAGUACAUACAUACAUACAUACAUACAUACAUACAUACAUAUCAAAUCAUUAUUACCUACUGCACCUUCUGUUUUUAUUACACAUUCACUGCACAGUGUUGCCCAGUUAUACUGCAUUUUACUAUAUACAGUAUACCACAACUUAAUUGCCUAUUGCAUUUUCUGUUUAUUAUAACACAUUUUUACUUAUAACAAAUAGGCCAAUUAUGCACUUCUGGUUGGAUGCUAACUGCAUUUCAUUGGCUCUGUACAUGUACUUUGCACAAUGACAAUAAAGUGGAAUCUAAUCUAAUCAAA